Ambispora leptoticha is the source of this 438-nucleotide messenger RNA. NCBI's taxonomy places the organism in Eukaryota, Fungi, Glomeromycota, Glomeromycetes, Archaeosporales, Ambisporaceae. The record is from the annotation of a GenBank genome assembly.
AUGCCUUUUCUUAUUUUUGUUCCGGUCUUUCUCACUCUAACCGAGGUCUUGGAAACGGUCGCGGUAGUAGGAGCCGUGGCAACCACCACUUAUGUAGGAGUUCGAACGGUUGGAACGGUUAUUGAUGCAGCUACUAGGGGUUCCGAUACCUCUUUCCCCACUUCUUCUCCUUCCUCUACCAUCCGUUGUGAAGCAAAAGUAGGCAAACCUCCCGUGAACGAACCUGGUUGGGAACGUAAAUGGGAACCUCCACGAGGUUGGGAUGGCGAAAAGAAAAAGGUUCCUAACGAUAAAAGCAAAAAAAGAGGAUAUCCUCAUAAAGAUGGAAGUGUUUGGGUUCCUGAUGAUCAUCAACACGGUGGUCCUGGUUGGGAAGUUCAGUAUCCUAACGGCGAUCAUGAACAUGUUGGUAAAGAUGGUAAAGUUAGGAAACAUUGA